AUGGCCGACAUCCAGAAAAUCAGCAGCUCCGUUUAUUCUCGAGUUUCCAUGAACUACAAAACUGAACGGCUGCUGGACUACUUCAAUGCCACUAAGGGCUUUCCCUGCUUGCUCAAGUCGGAAGACCGCGCCACGCCGCACUGUCUUGGAAAGAACAAAGGUCGUAGUCAUCCAUACAUUGAUCCCAUGGCGGUCCAACGUCUGCGAGAUUUUUAUCGGCCGUUCAAUCAGCGUUUCUAUCAAUUAGCAGGUAUGGAUUUCGGCUGGUAUUAAAGCUGGCACGUAUCGUAUACACACAUAUCGUAAAUAGGAAAACGGAACAGAGUCAAUUUUUAUCGUAUAUCAAAUAUUUAUGAUAGAUAUUACGUCUGAAUAUCUAUAAUCUGAUUUGAUAGAAUACAUGACACAAUGCAUGUAGGCAAUCAUAUCAGAACGUGCCAUUUGUUCAUAGGGUCUGCACGAUACUUCUCUCAAAUUUUAUUUUUUAACAUUUACGCACAUUGUGCUGUACUUGUUUGUUUCCCAAGUUUUCCUUUGAGUUUGCAAAGCUUUUCGUUAUACUAAUUUAAUAUAUCGAUAAUUUAUUUACGAGUACUUCGUAAUGGAAAUUGUUAUUGUUUUACAAAAUUAGUUAAUGAAUAAAUUUGAACAUAGUUCACGUAAAAUUGCGUUGCACAAUAAGUAAAAUUUUUAAAUGCUAUAAGUAUUUGUAUAUCAUCGUGGAAAUAACAAAAAGAAACAUUAUUCGUUGUUUUUAAAUUAUGAGCACGGUUCCCGUCCGGAAGUCUUUACGAACAACCAUGACAUAUCUAUAGCUCCUAUAAUUAUUAUAAUUAUCAUAGUAACAAUAAUAAUCAUGUCUGAGAAUCAUAUCUGAGAUACUUCCACGUAAUAAGAAGGAUUAUAUAAAAUCUAUGAAUACAUAUGUACAGUAGAAUAAAUACGUAAAUAAGAAGAAUGCGUAGACUUUGUUCAGCUCAACGUAUACCACUAGUUAUUUUGUUGAAAUAUAGUAAAAUGCAAUUAGUUGAAUGCACAGUUAAAAUAUAAAUAUAUUCUCUGUUGGAUUUUUUGUUAUUAACUUUCAACUCAUUAUUCUGAGAUGUUUAUAGAUUAAGAUAUAGGUGCAAUAUUAUAUACAUCUUUUUAUAUGUUAAUUUAGAUUUAUGCGGAAUGUAAUUGCGUGUAAGAUUAUAUAAUAUAACUGCAACAAUCAGGAGCGAAUUAAUUAAAAAAUCGGAGAAACUUUGUAUCAAUUUUUUUCACACCUGACUGUAUUUUAUAUGAAAAAGAAAAAGAAAUUCUGUACAAAAAUGUAUAUGAAGUAAUAUUUCAAUUAGUUUACUAAAACCUUUUACAUAAUUCAAAUUUAACAAAUAAAAAGAGCAUUCUUCCAGACUGUAAAAUUUAAUUUGUUAUUAAAUUGCAAAUAGUGCUUCUCAUGCAAGAAAGAUUCAUAAAUUUGAUUACGUAAAUUGUUAUUUUGUCUCUUAAAGACAUAUCUUAUAUUUAUGUAGUUUUGAAUCAGCAUCUUUGCCUUUUUGUGUAAUACAUCCGGUAGUCUUCGUAAACCAUCCGCGUUCGCUUCUGAUAACGAUUUAUCGCGCGCAUUUAUCUAUAAUACAUACAGUGUAUAUAAUAACUACGAACAAGUAAAAUUAUUACCACAAUUCGCUAGUUCCUAAGUACUAAAAAUUAAUUAUUAGAACAAGGACACGCGCAUUAGAGGAUAGUUAUAAUAUAUAGAUAUUCGAUUAUAAUUAAAUCAUGGACCGAGGAUUCAUUAUGCAGAAUAUAACGUGAAAUAUGUGAAUGCGUAAUAAGAACAUAUUUUUUAAAAACAGAUUUAUCAUCAUGGUUUUAGGAAAAAAUGAAUUUACUCUGAUAUUAACAUCAAAAUUUAAAUAAAUCUAUUGCUAAUUUCUAUAUUUUACGAUAUAGUCUGUAUAUAACAGUCACUGUCAUUUAUAAGACAGACCAUGAAAUCAGUGAAUUAGGAAGUGAAUUCAAAAUGAAGAAAUUAAUUUAAACAUAAAGGCGCAGAUUAUUAAAUUGUCCUAGAAGCUCAAGAAAUUAGGUCGAAAAUGUUAAUACAUUUUAUAUGUAGGAAAGAUUAAUAAUAGGAGGAUUAUAUUUAUCUAGAAAGUAAGAAUGAAAGUAGGCAAGACUUAGGCGACACAAUCCACAUCGCGCAAACGAUGAAUAAUGUAAUAGUGAAGCACAAUGCUUUUGCUCAAAUUAUACGACAGGGCUGUCAAUAGACAUAAGUAUUUCAUAUAAUGUUUUCAAUAUAUAGAUUAUUUGAGAUAAAUAGAAUAAAAUAUAUACAUGUA
Ooceraea biroi (clonal raider ant) is the source of this 2333-nucleotide messenger RNA. RefSeq names its product heparan sulfate glucosamine 3-O-sulfotransferase 3B1. Gene Ontology annotation, molecular function: [heparan sulfate]-glucosamine 3-sulfotransferase activity. The record is from RefSeq and is a predicted model, not a curated record. NCBI's taxonomy places the organism in Eukaryota, Metazoa, Arthropoda, Insecta, Hymenoptera, Formicidae.